UAUGUGGAUCGAUCAGUGGUAAUUUCUCGGCUUUUACUGAGAUUUUGGUAAUUGUGUUAUUGUCCAGUGACAGAAUACUUCAGGUCGAGUAGUUUAUGAUUAACGUUAACUACGAGAUCCAAUCGACCAAUCCAGCAUAUAUGGAAUCCAUAGAGACGAUAAACGUCCCGGAUAGGGAAGUAAUCGUUUUGGAUGAUAGCCAAGAAUCCGUUGCCGACAGUGAGCAUAAUAACGUUUCUUCUUUCGAUAUAAUAACUUUGGAUGACACUGCAUUGUCAGCGGACACGUAUAAAGAUUCUAUUAACUCUGACGAGAAUAUCAAUGUUGAAUCCCGUAACAUCUCACUACAAGAUUCGAAGUUACCUGAUGACGGACAACCUUUGUUUAAGGUUAUAUUUAGGGACGAGAAUGUCGCACGGAAACAUCGAAAACAGGUGAGAACUUUCCUGGAGAGUUUGAUAUCAACUGAACCUAACAAAAAUGAAGAUAGUGACAGAGAUUUAGUUUUGGAAAUUUGGGGCAAAGAGAUUGAUUCUAAUAAGUCUGAUGAUGAUGUAUGUAUAAAGAGUGAUAAAGUUGAAGAUUCAUCAGGCAAUACACUUUUCACUGUUGACACUAACCCCAAGCAGAAAAACAAUUAUGCCAUUCCUACUUAUGGCAAGAAGUAUAAACAAUUACUGGAGAAAUCAGGUACCGAGGAUAAAUCAGAAUCAAAGGAUGCAUGUACUCCUAAACUGAAUUGCUUUAAUUGUUCGGGUGAUCAUAAUUUACGUGAUUGUACCAAGCCACGCGAUUACAAUAAUAUCAACAAAAACCGCAAAGAACAUAAUGCAAAAAUGGGUCCAAGAUAUUCCAGAUAUCACUUGGAUGAUGAUCAGAGAUUUGGUCAUUUAAUACCAGGCCAAAUUAGUAAUAACCUACGUAAAGCAUUGGGCCUUAAAGACAAUGAUCUGCCUAAGCAUAUCUACAGAAUGAGAAUACUUGGCUACCCUCCAGGGUGGUUAGAAGAAGCCCGUCUCCAACAUUCGGGUAUAACGUUGUUUAAUUCGGAUGGGACUGUUGAGGCUGAUCCUAAUGAGGAUGAAGGAGAGAUCAUAGCCGAAGGGGACAAAGAUCAAUUUGAUGUAAAAAAGAUCUAUGAUUAUCCCGGUUUCAAUGUGCCGCCACCGCCGGGCACACGUGAACAGGAGUAUAAACACGGAGCACCAAGAAUGCAGCCGCAACACAGUAAGGAGGCGAUGCUGCUAAUGCUCAGCGGUAGAAAAGCAGAUGAAGGAUAUAAAAGAAAAAAAAUGAAAACAGCUGAAACCAAAUCUAUAGACGCUAUUGUAGUCCCAAGUGAAAUGGACAUAGAUGAAGGGGAAGCUAUAAAUGGUUUAGUAGAAUCUAUACCAAGCAAUGGACACUUCAUACCACCAUUACCGAGAGAUAUACCCGUCAGACCUCCUCCACCACCAGGAGUGUCAGAGGACUCGAAUAGUCAGUCUCAGGGUUCUCAUUCCCCAGAUUCUAUUAAUGAAAGCACAACACCAUCGUCCCGCGCAAAUUCGCCGUCGCUCUCGGAUCUGGAAUCUGCAAAGAAAUUGCUACUAGAAGAGCUGGACGACUCUAGUUCACAUUCGAAUUUAGAGAGCCCUGCAGGGAUCAGUAAUAAUGCGUUAAUCACUUCGACGCCGACUACGCCUGGCGUCAAAAUGUCUGUCUCAAGUUGUGUUGUCACACCGCAAACAAGUCGAACUCACAGUGCCAGAAAGACACUAAACGAUAGUUGCGGUUCAGUGAAAUCAGUGGAGUUGGGUACUCCACUAAUACAUAGUACAUCGCCGUACAAUAAAUUGCCAUCGUCCGAAAAAUUCUCAAAGGAUAUCUGCGACGUGUUGCACUUUGAGACUUUACCAGAUUCAACGGGUAAGUACGAGCAAAUGAGUGGUCUUAUUCAGAAGGUGCGCACCACCCUGGCGAAAAUACAACAAGAAUAAUCUAUUAGUUUACUGUGGCGUGUGUCGACUUUCUGAAUUAGGUGCUCGGUGAGUAUAUAUAUAUUUUUAUAAAUUCGACGGGCAAAGGAAAAUCGUGACGUCAAUGUCUUCGUCAAUCGAUUUAUGCAUAAUUCCUGUGUGAUGUACGCAGGGGUGUAGAUUAGAGGAAUAUUCUUUAUUUGUAUAUUAUUGAAAUAUUUUAGAUAUUUUUUGCAUAAUUAUCCACCAAAUUUCGUUAGAAAAAAAUUAAAGUUUGGUUUAAAAUAUUAUCUUUCAUCUUCGAUGACUAAAUUCUUGUGAUGUCAUUCAAUGUUAUUUUAAAUUAUUCAAAGAUCAAGACGUUUCAAAAAUAGCUGUUGUGAUCUGACCGACUGGCUGUCAACCAUUCAUUGAUCAUUUACGUGUAAUUAAAUAAAAUUGUAAUAAGGAAAUAUUUGCUUGAUUUUUAUACAUUAUGCUCAUCUGGAAACACGGUUUUAUGUUAUGGAGCAUAAUAAUAAAUUAACGCAGCGUUGAAAUGAAUUAAAAAUGAUGAAAAAAUCUUGUAAAUUUGCACAGCCAUCACAAGUUUAAUUGCGAUAUUGCAUUUCAAUUUUAAAUUGAGAAUUAUUUUUUUUCUGCCUAUCAUUAAUCGUUAGAAUAUUCUCUUUAUGUACUGAUAAGAUAACUUCUAUUCUGACUAACAAAAGUACAAACACCAUAAUAUUCCUGAUUGGAAAGACAUUUGACCUUGGAUUGGAUACAAGAAAACAUUAAAUUAUUCUCCAAUAACGUGAUGUUGUAAUAGUGAAAACAUCAAUGGAGAAACAUUGCUCUAAAGUAAAUUAAAAUUGGCAAUACACUGUAGGUGGUAAUAAACAUGGAAUUAAUAAAAACUCUUUUUGAUUGACAUGUUCAAGUUCAAAUUAAUAGAUUCAUCUUGAAACUCUUCACGAAAUAUAACGUUAAAACGAUUUAGCUUUUUCUACAAGAUAUAGUAAGCCUUAAGUAUAUUAAUAUUGUACAAAAGGACUCUCUUAACAUCCGCAUUUGGAUCGGUCAUAUUUUUUAAGAAAAUAAAUAAAAUAGAACCAUCAAA
This is a messenger RNA of Cephus cinctus (wheat stem sawfly), 3057 nucleotides long. RefSeq names its product zinc finger CCHC domain-containing protein 8 homolog. The record is from RefSeq and is a predicted model, not a curated record. The transcript has 7 exons. Lineage: Eukaryota; Metazoa; Arthropoda; Insecta; Hymenoptera; Cephidae. Gene Ontology annotation, molecular function: RNA binding. Gene Ontology annotation, cellular component: catalytic step 2 spliceosome. Bases 96 to 1979 code for a protein of 627 amino acids.